This is a messenger RNA of Dendronephthya gigantea, 1111 nucleotides long. Its product is annotated as stromal cell-derived factor 2-like. The coding region runs from base 32 to 706 and encodes 224 amino acids. The record is from RefSeq and is a predicted model, not a curated record. Lineage: Eukaryota; Metazoa; Cnidaria; Anthozoa; Malacalcyonacea; Nephtheidae. The transcript is spliced from 6 exons.
AUAUGAAAAUAUACGAAGCGAAAAGUACCGAAUGAAAAUAAAAAUAUAUAUAUAUUAUACUAAAAUGUUUUGUAGCGUUUACAAUCUAUUUAUUACAUUGCUAGCUAGUGUUUUAAUGCGUGGCAGCCUAUAUGUCCAUGGCAAUUUAGAAAAUGAAUUCAAACAUGUGACUUGUGGAAGUGGUGUGAAACUACUCAAUCCAUACCAUCGAGUUAGACUGCAUUCUCAUGAAGUUAAGUACGGAUCAGGUUCUGGCCAACAGUCUGUAACUGGUGUAGGAAAUCAGGACGACAUCAAUAGCUUAUGGGUUGUGAAAGGAAAGAUGGGGACACCAUGCAAACGAGGGAAUCCAAUCAAAUGUGGUAGUACAAUCCGUCUUGUCCAUCAAACAACCAAACGUUUCCUCCACAGUCAUCUGUUUCAAUCACCAUUAUCAAACAACCAAGAAGUGAGCGCAUUUGGGGAGAAUGGUGUUGGUGAUGAGGGCGACCACUGGUCCGUCAUUUGCACCUCAAAAUAUUGGAACAGAAGUGAUAGAGUCCGCUUCAAACACACAUUGACUAAAAAGUAUCUGCACAUUACUGGGGAUACAUUUGGCCGACCAAUUAAUGGUCAAAGUGAAGUCAGUGCUUAUUCUAACACGGAACCAGGCAACGAAUGGGAAGCUGUGGAAGGCGUAUACAUACAGGCUAACUCGGACAAAUAAACAAUCCUUAAUGUAUAUAGUCAGACAUAGAUUGCUGGCAGGUAAUUUUUUUCAUAGACUCUAAACAGGAAUGCCAUUCAGAAAUUUCAUAGUUAUCAAGUUAUUAAAAUGUGCAUAUUUCAGGGGGGUGUAGUAUUUAAUAUGGGAUGUGACACUCACCCCCCCCAACAACCUGGCCGACAAUCUGCUUCUGAACAAUGCUUUCAAAGUAAAAUAGACUUUCAAUGUAGUUGCAUGAUUUUGCUUUGAAAAACAUAUAUAUGCAUGUACAUACAAACUGUCUUAUGAAUUUUUAUUAAACAUUUGUUAAACAUGUUAAAAUUUGUUUUUUAAUGAGAUGUUAUAGUUCAUCUGCUUCAUUCAGAUCUUCUGAUGAAAAUUAUUAGAAAAUUUGAAUCUCACAAU